AGCUGACACACACUCGCCCGGCUGCCGUUCACUCUGACACAUGCACACACACACAGCCCUCUCCCUCCCUCUCUCUCUCUCUCCCUCUCUCUCAGUAAUACACGCUAACACACACACACACGCACACACACAUGCAGACACACACAGUCAGUCAGUCAUCAACCUCAUUCAACUCCCUCCCAGCCACGGGUCAGCAGCUCAGACAGGCACCUUGUUCCUCUCCAGCUGGAAACAGCGGAGCAUCGCAAGGUGCAUAGACACACACAUUUACAUACAUAUAUAUAAACAUAAACGCACAAGCAUCAUCCUUCAACCCCAGGAUUUUUAUCUUUGGAACGGGAAGGCAGACUUCAUUCCGAGGAGGAAACCGGACAAGAGAGCAACUUUCAUUCACUGAAGAUGAAGUGAAAGGCAAGAAGAUGACCUCUGCAGGAACUUUGACAAGCUUGUUGCAGUAGGAAGCCCAAACAUCACCAUCCAAUGGGUCUUCUGUGAGUGGCUCCCCUCUUUCCUCGCCAUCUCCUCUCCUCUCCUCGCCAUCCAUCCUUCCGCUGGGACGUCUCCUGAUCAUCAGCAUGCCUACAGCCUGCACAAUAAGGUGCACCUCGGGAGUGUGACCCACCAUGUGCAGAUGGACGCCAUCCCAAGCUCACCUCCAUCCUCCUGAACCUGCUCUCAGGCGACGCCAACCUCCCCCACCGCUGCCCAACGCGGCCUCCUUCUGCCUGGCAUGCCUGGUCUUACUUCUGGUGGCCGCCGGCGCUGCCUCUGGGGCCUGUCCCCCUGGGUUAGGCCACGAACCCCUCCAGGUGGUGGCAGGCAGCUUGAACUGCUCAUGGACGUUGGAGAGACACACUCGCAGUUACAACCACCUCGAGGGCGAUGUGAGGCUGCGGCGGCUUUACUCGGCCAACAAGUUCUUCCUGUGCAUUGACAAAACAGGCAAGGUGGACGGCACGCGGCGGAAAAACUACGCAGACAGUCUGAUGGAAAUCCGAUCUGUCAGUGUGGGAGUUGUUGCCAUCAAAUCUGUCAGCACCGGGUUGUACUUAGCCAUGUCCAAGAAAGGCACGCUCUUCGGAUCGGUUAAGUACAACCCAAGCUGUAAGUUCAAGGAGCGCAUCGAGGAGAACGGCUAUAACACGUACGCCUCCCUCCGCUGGAAGCACGGCGGCAGGCAGAUGUUCGUCUCCCUCAAUGGGCGGGGGAAGCCGCGGAGAGGCCACAAGGCUCGGCGGAGACACCCAUCCACUCACUUCCUGCCCAUGCUGCCCUCCUAGCUCCGCCGCGUUCGGCCUCCUCGGACUCAGAUGGCCUUGUUUAUUUUUAUCCUCCCUUUCUCCCUCCGUGUCAGAUAUAUGUACAUUGGAUCAGAUCUGUGACAUUCAUUUGUAGAGGUAGUUUGUGCUUUUAAGUUAUUUCCUAAAGACUGUAAAGACAGUAGUAUCUUCAGGCUGUGUGUGUGUGUGUGUGCGUGUGCGUGUGCGUGUGUGGACACUCAACAGGAGCUCCCAUUUAAAGAAGCUUCACAUGGACUGCUUUUAGCUCAAAGUCAACAAGAAGGGAAGCAUCUAAGCCCGCAGAGAUGAGACUCUAUCAUCCCUAUCUUCACCGCCGCCUUGGAUACGGGACUUCUACUUAAGACACCUCACCUUCACACAUGAGAACUUCAUGUCUUCAUGUGACGAGAACACGGUAGAAAUAGAUGGACAAUUACUCGCCGUUUUAUUUAGAUGAGCUGUAUGUAAAGCAUAUGCAUGCAACUGUCAAGAUGGCUUCUUCUUAUUGUGUCUGGAUGUAAAGUAAAACUAACCUUUCCACCACACCAUAGAGGCCGUACUGCACUGUAGCUCCACUCCAUGUGGCUGAUGUAGAAGCCAGGUCACAAGCAUUUUCUACACUAAAUAAACAGGUUCCUGCUAA
This is a messenger RNA of Dunckerocampus dactyliophorus (ringed pipefish), 1923 nucleotides long. RefSeq names its product fibroblast growth factor 22 (gene fgf22). Gene Ontology annotation, molecular function: fibroblast growth factor receptor binding; growth factor activity. The coding region runs from base 624 to 1280 and encodes 218 amino acids. NCBI's taxonomy places the organism in Eukaryota, Metazoa, Chordata, Actinopteri, Syngnathiformes, Syngnathidae. Gene Ontology annotation, biological process: positive regulation of cell population proliferation; cell differentiation; animal organ morphogenesis. Gene Ontology annotation, cellular component: cytoplasm. The transcript is spliced from 3 exons. The record is from RefSeq and is a predicted model, not a curated record.